This is a messenger RNA of Engraulis encrasicolus (European anchovy), 3059 nucleotides long. It is a transcript of the gene poli, whose product is annotated as polymerase (DNA directed) iota. Gene Ontology annotation, molecular function: damaged DNA binding; DNA-directed DNA polymerase activity. Gene Ontology annotation, biological process: translesion synthesis. NCBI's taxonomy places the organism in Eukaryota, Metazoa, Chordata, Actinopteri, Clupeiformes, Engraulidae. The transcript is spliced from 10 exons. Bases 102 to 2927 code for a protein of 941 amino acids. The record is from RefSeq and is a predicted model, not a curated record.
UGAUGAACUCUGUCCUAGCUAGGAGUUUGCACUGCAGUAGUUUAUUUGUUGUGCAUAACAUUUUUGAUGUGAGAGUAUCCAUGUAGCAUAGCCUACCUUUUAUGGAAAUGGACGUCGAUGAUGAGGACGAAGACUGGAACGGAUGUGCAGAUGUGCACGUUGUUGGGUCCUCUGUCAGCCACAGCUCGUCCUCCCGAAUCAUCCUGCACUUCGACUUGGAUUGCUUUUACGCACAGGUGGAGAUGAUUCGGAACCCAGCACUUCGUAACAAACCUUUAGGAAUUCAGCAGAAAUACAUCAUUGUGACUUGCAAUUAUGUGGCCAGAGAUUUGGGUGUGACAAAACUCUCGUCAGUCACUGAUGCCCUGGAGAAAUGCCCUCAGCUGGUCCUGGUGAAAGGGGAAGAUCUCACUCACUACAGGGAGAUGUCUUACAAAGUAACAGAGCUCCUAAUGUCCUAUUGCCCCUUGGUGGAGAGACUGGGCUUCGAUGAGAACUUUGUGGAUGUGACCGACAUGGUGGACACCAGGAUAAGGCAAACUAACUCACUCACAGACCUGACCUUCAGCGGUCACGUUUACAAUAAGGAAUCCUCAGAAGUAUGUGCAAGUGAACACCCCAGGCUGGCUGUUGCCUCUCAGCUGGCUGCUGAGUUGAGGGAGGCCCUCAAGAGCAGCCUGGCACUCACCUCCUGUGCUGGCAUCGCCACCAACAAGCUCCUGGCAAAGCUGGUGUCGGGCACGUUCAAGCCAAACCAGCAGACCACUCUGCUGCCAGAGAGCACGCCCGACAUCAUGGCCAGGCUCAGCGGGGUCCGCAGGGUGCCUGGCAUAGGACACAGCACUGGCCACAGGCUGAAGGCUCUUGGGCUGGCUACGGUGAGGGACCUUCAGUGCUUCCCCUCUGCUGAGUUAGCGCGGGAAUUUGGGGCUGCCACUGCUCUGCGGCUUCAGAACCUGGCACAGGGCAUUGAUAACUCACCAGUGACCCCUGCUGGACCCCCACAGUCACUUAGUGAUGAGGACUCCUUCAAGAAGAUGUCUUCUACAACAGAGGUUCUGCAGAAGGUUGAGGAGCUUUUGACGAGCCUCACUGAAAGAAUGCAGAAGGAUGGAAGGCAGCCAUCCACCUUCCGCCUGACAAUCAGACGUUUCUCAGCAACCAAUCGCUACUUCAGCCGCGAGAGCAGACAGUGUCCCAUACCCAAUCACAUCGCUCAGAAAAUCACUGCAGGUAGCAGCGAUGUGUUGGCCCAGCUUGUGAACAUGGGCAUGAAGCUCUUCCACAAGAUGGUGGACACAAACAGCCCCUUUCACCUCACCCUGAUCAACGUCUGCUUCAGCAACCUGCAUGCCAAGAGCGACAGCAGGGCAGCCAUAACGUCCUUCUUCACACAGAAAUCACCCAAGAAAGUUCUGCAAGGGUCACAGCAACAGGAAACCCCCAAGACUGUUGAUGAGCCUCCUCCACACAUGAUCCGGCACACCUCCACUGCAAGUCUUCCUAAGGGCUUCACUCCUUUUGGGAAGGACACAUCCCAUAAAAUCCCAACUCAGAAAGCAGAGGAGACCAAACCUACUUUACUGAACCUUUUCAAGCCUACUCAACUCCCUGCCAAACAGCCUCUAGCUCCUCCAAGAUGUCCACAGGAGUCAGUAACCCCAAAUGGUCCCAAUGAACCACCGAGUCCCUCCCAAGAGGACGACACGGUCCUUAGCCAGUUGCCUCCGGACGUGGACCCAGAGGUGUUCCGACACCUCCCUGAAAGCAUUCAACAGGAGCUGCUGUCCAGCUUCCGAACACAACAUGGGUACAAUCACAGCUCUAUCAAUGGCAGUCAAUCAGCCACCGGGGUCACAGGUGCUACUAGCCUCCAGUCUGGAGAACAUGGGUGCAAUCGCAGCGCUAUCAGUACCAGCCCAUCAUCGGCCACUGGAGUUACAGGUUCUGUCUUCCAAGAUGGAGAACAUCGCUACAAUCACACCACUAGCAGACAUUCAGCCACCCUGGGUUCCUCUAGUCAUGGGCAGACCGCCCAGACCAAUACCAAGUCAGGCCCACUGCUGCUGCUGCAGCAAGCCAGCAUCCUGACUACCUCUGUUGGUUCAGGUCAAGGCGAUGAGCGAGUCACAGAGGCUAGUGGUCGUGGUGGUGGUGGUAGUGGUGGUGCUGGCCGUGGGUUUUUCUCCACACGCAGACAGUUGCAGUCUGUAAACACCAACGGCAGUAGGACGGCCGAGUCUGAGCACCACUCUGAUAUGGAGUCUAAGGUGUAUUCUCAAUUAACCUCUGGACAUCCUUCGAAUGUCGACCUGACUGUCAGAGAAUCAAGUUUUGGUGGUGGUGGUGGUUUGUUUUUCUCCCCACUCAGAGAGACACCAAUGCGCAGGAGUAAUCUGCCAACGGAGAGCAGCAACAGCUCUGGAGACGAUGUGAAACACCCAAAUAUGGAACCUACUGCAUGUUCCCAUCAGCCCUCUGACCACCCGUCGAAUGCCGAGCCUGUUAAAGAGACUAUUGGUGUAGGAGGUGGUGGUGGUGGUGGUUUGUUUUUCUCUACCAGCAGAGAAACAUGUACAAACACGUGUCAUCAGCAGACUGAAAGCCACAGUAGCAACAAAAGCGAUAGCAGGAUGGCAGGGGAACCUUCAGGAGUCGAGCCUAGUGUCUCGUUGUCUUCGCCACUACCCUCUAGUGGCCCUCCUUUGAAUGUGGACCCCACAGUGUUUUCUGAGCUUCCCCCAGAGCUGCAGAGAGAACUUCUGGCAGAGUGGAGGCAGCAGAAGCCAGCGCUGAAGAUGCCAAGCACCAAAAAGCCAGCGAAGGCACAGGCACUGGACAGAACCCCUUCUACUACCACCAAAGACAGAAAACCUCCCAAAGCUGGUCAGGCGAACAGCCUGCUGAAGUACUUUAAACCGAGCUGAGUCUCAAUGAAAAGGCUACUUUCCCAUUCAUGCAGUGGUUUUGCCACAUAGUGUUCUGACUUUGAUUUAUUUUGUUCUGUUAACUCUGUUGAAAUAACAUAUCUUGUUAAUAAAGUAUCUACCUAUUUUGCA